This is a messenger RNA of Lotus japonicus, 294 nucleotides long. RefSeq names its product HMG1/2-like protein. Lineage: Eukaryota; Viridiplantae; Streptophyta; Magnoliopsida; Fabales; Fabaceae. The transcript has a single exon. The coding region runs from base 1 to 294 and encodes 97 amino acids. The record is from RefSeq and is a predicted model, not a curated record.
AUGGAAGGUGGAAAGUCCAGGACCGAACCUAACAGAGCUGAUCCCAGCAGGUUUUCUGCCUCUGUGUUCUUCGUUUUCUUGGAGGAAUUUAGGAAACAGUUCCACAAGGAUCAUCCUGAUGUCGACAAAGCUGGCUCUGCUAAAGCUGGUUCUUCUAAAUGGAAGACUAUGUCUGAUGCUGAGAAAGCGCCUUAUGCCGCCGAAGCAGCGAGACGAAAGGCAGCUUAUUAUGAGAAUCAUGUUACAGAGAAACUAAACACUCUCAAUCCGUUUCCUACAGAAGAAUCUGAUUAG